Molecule: messenger RNA, 1485 nt
Organism: Diabrotica balteata
Lineage: Eukaryota; Metazoa; Arthropoda; Insecta; Coleoptera; Chrysomelidae
Source: the annotation of a GenBank genome assembly
CCUCACUUGCAGUUCGGUGCGCGGUCUGUUAACAGCCGAUUACAAGUACUCUACCAUAUUCUUUUGAAAAGGUUUAAAAGAAUAAAACAAAAUGUCUCUCGCUGAUCCCGUUGCCUUUAUGAAGGAUUUCCUCGCUGGAGGUAUUUCCGCCGCUAUUUCAAAAACAUGUGUAGCUCCAAUCGAACGUGUAAAAUUGCUUUUGCAAGUACAACACAUCUCCAAGCAAAUCGCUGAGGAUCAGCGUUACAAGGGUAUGGUAGACUGCUUCGUACGUAUCCCAAAGGAACAGGGUGUUCUUGCAUACUGGCGUGGUAACACCGCUAACGUCAUCCGUUAUUUCCCAACCCAAGCCCUCAACUUCGCCUUCAAAGACAAAUACAAGCAGAUCUUCUUGAGCGGAGUAGACAAAAAGACACAAUUCUGGCGUUACUUCUUAGGUAACUUGGCCUCUGGUGGUGCCGCCGGAGCUACCUCCCUCUGCUUUGUAUACCCACUUGAUUUCGCCAGAACCAGGUUGGCCGCUGACGUCGGUAAAGGUGCCGGUGAACGUGAAUUCUCUGGUUUGGGUAACUGCUUAGUCAAAAUCUUCAAAGCUGACGGUUUGGGAGGAUUAUAUCGUGGAUUUGGUGUAUCAGUACAAGGUAUCAUUAUCUACCGUGCCGCUUUCUUCGGUUUCUACGAUACUGCCAAGGGUAUUUUGCCCGAUCCUAAGAACACUCCUCUUGUAGUUUCAUGGGCUAUUGCACAGACUGUAACCACUGUUGCUGGUAUCAUCUCAUAUCCCUUCGACACAGUCCGUAGGCGUAUGAUGAUGCAGUCUGGACGUAAGAAGACCGAAAUUAUCUACAGAAGCACUGCUCACUGCUGGGCCACAAUCGCCAAGACCGAAGGUACCGGUGCCUUCUUCAAGGGCGCUUUCUCCAACGUCCUCCGUGGUACUGGUGGAGCUAUUGUAUUGGUCAUGUACGACGAAAUCAAAAACUUGAUCGUGUAAUUUGUUUUUCAUUGCUACAAGGAUCGCGCAUCAUUAUCAACACUCCAAUCGAUUUUUCCUAGGAAAUAUUUAGCCAAAUUCGAUGAUAUAUUCUUCUAGCCGUGCUUGUUUCAAACCAUUCCGGGUGGAGGCGGACCAUUUUAGAGACCUUUAGUGGAGCUCACUGAAAUGGUUUUGCUGUCACCCCACCCCUUGCUGAGCACGACUUGAAGAAGAAUGUAUAUAGUUGUACAUUUAUUUAUUUUUUUGAUUGCCGUAAGUAAGUUCAACAUCCUCGCCCGGGCGAAGUAUAGACUAUAUUUUUGUCAUUCAGAGACUGCGAAUAUUGCUGUUUCUUUGUCGAGUUCAUGUAGAGUUAAUCAUUUUGAGUUGUGCGGAUCGCAAAUAAUGUACCGUUGUUAUUUUUGGUUAAAUAUAACUAAAAUAUUCUUUAAACAUUGUAUCAUCAUUUCAUUGAUGGUUAAUAAAAAACAAAAAAACCGAUUUGUUUG